This is a messenger RNA of Eremothecium cymbalariae DBVPG#7215, 1410 nucleotides long. It is a transcript of the gene FMP30, whose product is annotated as N-acetylphosphatidylethanolamine-hydrolyzing phospholipase D. Bases 1 to 1410 code for a protein of 469 amino acids. Gene Ontology annotation, molecular function: N-acylphosphatidylethanolamine-specific phospholipase D activity. Gene Ontology annotation, cellular component: membrane-bounded organelle; cytoplasm. The record is from RefSeq and is a predicted model, not a curated record. The transcript has a single exon. Gene Ontology annotation, biological process: N-acylethanolamine metabolic process; N-acylphosphatidylethanolamine metabolic process. Lineage: Eukaryota; Fungi; Ascomycota; Saccharomycetes; Saccharomycetales; Saccharomycetaceae.
AUGCACAUCCGAAAAUUCAAUAAAUGGUUUCUUGAAAUGCAUAAGGCUUUGGGGGUUGAAUGGAGGCUUACAAGAUAUGGUUUGAAUAGAUUUGGGUAUUCUGCAAGAAAUUAUUCAAAGAAAAGUGUGCGUUCUAGCUCCGGUGUCAAUGACGAUUCACGUAACAAAAUGUCUAAAACGUGGUUGAAAGCACUUGGAAUUGUUCUGGUUCCCUAUACUUGUUAUGCAUUGUACAUUGCUUUACAAACUGACAUGCAGAUUAGAGCUAGGAGAAGGAAGGUAGAGGAUGAAAAUUCUGCUGAUUAUAAUAGUACACUGAAGAAAUAUUCACAUUUGAAGAUCUUGGGAGUAUAUGAGAAUCCAUUCAAUGAGUAUAGAAUGCAGACCAUCUAUGAGUUUUUUUUCAAUAGGGUAGUCGAAUUAUUUCAAAUAAAUAGAGGGGGUAUUCCUCGUGAAGAGAAGGCGAUGGAGUUGCUGAUGCCAGUGCAUAAGCCAACUUGGACGGACAAUGCAGCACAACUAGUUGAAGACCAGCAGUUCACAUAUAGUCUUUUGGACCCCCACAGUGUGGCUCAGAAAUCCAACUGUAAAAAUACCCACGCUGUCCAUUCAACAUGGCUGGGUCAAUCGUGUAGCUACGUUGUUUAUCGUGGAGUUAAAAUAUUGACUGAUCCAUUAGUAUCUUCAUAUUUGAUACACGAAACACUUGGACCCAAAAGAAUCACAAAAGUUCCGGUUCCUGUUGAGGAUAUCCCCACACCGGAUGUUAUCAUAGUAUCCCACAAUCAUCCUGAUCACUUAGACCACAACAGUAUGAAGUAUUGGGACGAUAGCUCACCAAACCAACCUCUUUGGGUAGUUCCGAAAGGUCUGGGCGGGUUCUUAGAGGAUAAUAAUAUCACGAGGUAUAUAGAGCUAUCUUGGUGGGAGGCAUGCAAACUAAAUUUUAAAUAUGAAAGCGAUAAGAAUUUAGAAAUAGUUUGUACACCUGCCAUGCAUUGGUCUGGUAGAGGUAUAUGGGACACAAACAGAUCUCUAUGGGCAUCAUUUCUUGUACGUGAUAAAGGAAUGCCUGUUAUAUUUCAUGCAGGAGAUACCGGCUAUGUAUCUGAUUUAUUCGUUAGAAUCAAACAAAGGUUCGGGGCAGGUGUAAAAUUGGCAUUAUUGCCAUGCGGACAAUACUGUCCUGAGUGGCAUCAGCGGCCACGCCAUAUAAAUCCGGAAGAAGCAUUGAAGGUGAUGAAAGACUUGGAGGCCCAAAAUGUUCUUGGUGUGCAUUGGGGCACUUUUAUUUUAAGUGGUGAGUACUUCAGAGAGCCGAAGGAAAAGCUAGAAUUACUAGCUGAAGUAAAAGGCAUAAAAGAUAGAUGUUACUGCCCUGAAUUAGGGAAAACAGUGACAAUAAUAUAA